Messenger RNA from Notolabrus celidotus (New Zealand spotty), 5290 nucleotides. RefSeq names its product carbohydrate sulfotransferase 8-like. Gene Ontology annotation, biological process: carbohydrate biosynthetic process; proteoglycan biosynthetic process. Gene Ontology annotation, cellular component: membrane. Gene Ontology annotation, molecular function: sulfotransferase activity. The record is from RefSeq and is a predicted model, not a curated record. NCBI's taxonomy places the organism in Eukaryota, Metazoa, Chordata, Actinopteri, Labriformes, Labridae.
UACAUCCAUUUAGGGUGCGCACCAGAUACGCUCGGUUUGCGCAUUCCGGACACGACCUGGUUGAGCUCGAGCCGAAGUUAUUACAUUAGCGUCUGACUGUGUCACAUCAUGCUGUGGAUGAAGUGGAAGAUGGUGCUGGACUCCCUGCGAGGACGGAGAAGGAGGAUGCCCUGUUCGCUCUGGUUCCUCCUGCUGUUCGCUGCUGGAGGUCUGGUGCUCUUCAUCCACCAGAGAGAUCUGUCGGAGAUGGUCCAGCAACAAGGCCCAGGCGUGAAGCUUGGAAGCACUCCACGGCAGUCCAGAGAGACUCUUUCAACGCAGGACAGAGAAAGAGGCAAAUCUGACCAUUUUCAAGACCAUCCAGCAGCAGAAGGCAUCUUGUCCAGCCCGAUCCCUCCCAUGCAGUUUCCACACUUUGAGGAGAGAAGACAGACAGCCACCCCAGGUUCCCGUGAGCAGGACAUUGGCUCCCUCCAUGUCUCCAAAAGACAACGCAAACUGCUGAAAACAAGUCCACCAAUUCAUCAAAACAACAAUAGCGUUUCCUCAUCCUCCACCUCUCCCUCCGUCUCUUCUGUUUCCUCCUUCCCAACCUUCAUGGGCUCUCUUCCCCCUGAGACCCGUAAAAAGCUCUCUGAAAUACUGGAAGCGCGUCGUCAGCUGAUGAAAGAGAUGUGUGCAAAGUACAAAAGCAGCAUCUCUAGGACCAUCACUCGACAUCAUGUGAAACCUUUUGUGGAGGACAAGUACAAACUUUUGUACUGCCAAGUGCCCAAAGCAGGCUGCUCCAACUGGAAGAGGACCCUGAUGGUACUGGCGGGCCAAGCCCCAAACGCUCAGAGCAUCAAACAUGACACAGUCCACUACGGCCACCAUCUGAAGAAGCUGGACAGCUUUGACCGACAGGGAAUCAUGCACCGUCUAGAGAGCUACACAAAAGUCAUGUUUGUGCGAGAACCACUGGAGAGAAUGGUGUCUGCUUACAGGGACAAGUUUGAAAAUCCUAACAACUAUUACCACUCUUUGUUUGGGAAACCUAUCAUCUCCAAGUACAGGGUGAACCCAUCCUGGGCGGCUCUGAAGACAGGCAGCGGGGUCACGUUUAAGGAGUUUGUCCAGUACCUGCUGGAUGUCCAUCGGCCCGUGGGAAUGGACAUCCACUGGGAGCAGGCCAACCAGUUGUGCAACCCGUGUCUCAUAGACUACGACUUCAUCGGCAAGUUUGAGAACAUGGAGGAGGAGUCCAAUUUUCUCCUGCGAUUGACUGGAGCACCGUCCAAUCUUACACUGCCCAGUUUUAAAGACAGGAACCCCACGGACAAGAGGACCUCUAUGCAGAUCACACAGAAAUACUUUACACAGGUCAGCAUGUUGGAGAGACAGCGAGUCUACGACUUCUACUACAUGGACUAUCUGAUGUUUAAUUAUUCCAAACCUUUUAAAGAUUUAUACUGACUGACUCAUUUCAUGACGCCUGAAUAACAUUCCACUAUGUCUUCAUCCUCCCCAUGACAGAAUCCUUAACAUUGAGAGGCUCACUCACACAUUCACAUGGAUCUUUGCAUCGAAGCAGAAGGAUCAGAGACGGACCUUUCUCAGAAUUUCUCAAAAGCUGCUUUUUAUGAAAACAUUUCUACAAGGAUGACUUCAUUUCAAGAUUUCUACGAGAUGGAAAGGUUCAUGUGAUAAUGUAUUAAAUCCUGUUCUGAGAUGAAAUUAUUUAUCCACUUCUGGCACAUUGUGAGGUAGAAUAUUAAAAGUAUAAAUGUAAUGCUUCUAAAGAAAAGUUUAUUAUUGUUAAACAGGCUUUAAACCAUGCCAUACUGUGAGUCAGAUAGCAUUUGCAAAUGAUUCAUCAAAGGCACCACAUGAGUGGGAUUUAAUGAAGGUUCCAAUUGUGUAUCUAAAUUUAACAUUGAUUUGAGUGUUCACUACAGUGAGUCGUGUGAGCCCCUACCACCUACAUCUAGAAUUAUAACACCAACAUUUGGGAUUUUUGUCAUUUGAGUCCUUAUUUAUUUAACAGUGAUCACAGCACUGUGCUGCAAUUUGUUCAAAAAAAGACCCUGCAUUAAGUAUUGGAAAGAUUUGCAUUUACUAUUUGACUCACAGCAGGUAAGGCAUCAGUAUACCUCUAUGUAAUGCAUACUAACAAAGGUAUUUUGUGUAAAAGGUUUUCGACAAAGACCGUAACAAAAGUAAAAUAGGUAUAUUAUGAAUAAUUUAAGUGUGUCAAGUGCUGCCCACUCGUAAGCUGUGUGCACUUAUUGUAGCAUUUUUCUACUCCUAACUCUGAUGGUUCGGUUUGUGCUUUAGUCUGACGACACGUGUGUUACAGGUCCCACAUCACAGGAGAUACUCAAGUGACUGAUCUUAAAAAGCAGGAUAUCCAGGCUCCUGCAGGGUACAAAUGAGCUGCACACAUUUUCUAGUGCUUUUAGGUGUUGCUGAGUUACUAAUCAUUCAAUUUGCAGAGUCUAUUGACAGUGUGGCAAGCAAAUGGGUGAAGUUUAACACAGCAAAAAUCAGGAAUAAAAAGAAGAAACAGAUGUUCAAUUCGGUUUUAUGACAGUUCAAAAGUGCAUUCUUCAGACAAUUUCAUGGAUUAAGAAAGGGGAAAAGGUGUGCUUAACUUCUCCAUCUGUCACACUAACCACCGACACUAACAGCCAUCACUUACAACAUGCUCACAACUUCACAUUUGUAACCAACAGUAACGCUCUGUAUGUAACACAUCUAUUGUACACCACCAUAUAGGCUUUUUCUGACACUACUGUGUAAAAUUGUAUAAUGGGCAUUCAGAUGAAUAUAUAUUUUUCUAUGUAUUUCUAAAAUCUAUAUAUUCAGUGCUUCUUGGUGAAGGUAUGUUUAUUUCCUUUUUUGAUGUCAUUAAUUGUUAUUUCAGUAAUACCAGUGUAGAGUGUUGUGUACCAGAAGAGUUUUUUUCCAAAACAAAAUAUCCACCAGCUGAAAACCACAAGUCUAACUCCCAAGAGGCUCAAUGACUGCAAAAUUGUGCCGCUGAUUAAUACGACUCGGUGCUUUGGAGGUACUAAUGAUUUUUUUGUAAAAAGAAAAUGGAUAUAUAACAUUUUGGAAACUAGCUCUUUAUUACUUAUCCCUAAUCUGUUUGGUCUCUCUAUAGGAUAAUAGACCCUGUACAGAUGAGCUGCAUCCUGCUGAUGACAUUUCUACCCUCUACCCAAGGCUACUUCACUGUGUGUGUGUGUGUGUGUGUGUGUGUGUGUGUGUGUGUGUGUGUGUGUGUGUGUGUGUGUGUGCGUGUGCGUGUGCGUGUGCGUCUGCCUGCCUGUGUGUGUGUGUGCGCGUGUGUGCGUGUGUGCCUGUGUGUGUGUUUAUGCUGUUAAACUUGUAAGGAUGUUUUAAAUCCUUUGUCCUGCAUUGUUUUGGAACAGUUAUAACGCACUCUGCUAAAAGGCGCACACACUAACAGUACAGUAUCCUGUGUUUUACAUUUACAGACUGCUUUCUUCCUAACACAUCACCCAGCUUGCACUAAAGUCAUUAACUUUUCUUUCAAACCUGUGCACUAGUGGAAACUGCACAUUUAUUUUACAAAUAAAGAUAUGUUACUGUUCUGUAUAGGAUAAAAGGUGUCUAAGACAAGACAUUAAACUUUUGGAAAAUAAAAAAAAACAACGGCACACUUCAAUUAAUAUUGCAGUGUGAUAAACUGAAUGGAGAUCGUAGCCAACGUUUCUUCAAGGUACAAAGUGAACCACUGAAAAUUUUAUGAAGAUAACAAGGCUGUCCAUAUCCAAAGUGGGUAACGGUAUAUUUUUACAAGGGCAUGAUCCAGCUAAAAGCUUUUGACCAGUUUCCCUAGACUCCAAGCUCAAAUGGUUUUGUGUUGUAAGCUUACUACUGUUUGCAAAACUCUUACAUGUAGGGAAUGAUAUGUAUCAGAUUCAUCGGCAACUGAACAAACAAUAAAGAGUUAAAACCCAGAGGUCUUCAGGCCACAUAUGAAUUUAAAACAACAUAGUUCUAUUCUUUGGCCAAGUCACAACAGCAGCAUUCAUUACUGUGAACUAGCAAACAUAAAUGUCUGCUGGCUAACGCAUUGGACAGGAUGUAACCCAUCCUGAUUUCAUAUUAGAAUUAGAUUAAAAUGACUGUGUCCCAAUUUAGCAUUUGUUUGCUUGCCAUUUUACUGUAAACAAAUUUAUAACUCGCCCGCUUCAGAGUCUACCAUAUCAUUGGUGUGCAAAUAAUCCCGUUUACCACCAGGUAAAAUUAGGAUGUAUUUGAAGGAACCUUUAGAAUGGGACAGUCUUUUACGUGUUGCUCUGAUGCAAUCGUUCUUUGAACGUGCCUUUCGAAGGAUGCAGUCCCUUGAUUGGGAAGUAACUUAUCAAUCAACAUCAACCAGUUUGAAUGCUAACAUCAGCUGUUCAUGCAGCAACAGAGUUAGCACAUCCUCUGGGUUUCCUUGAAAUAUAGCAAACUCUCCUCCACUGUCUUUUCAGUUGCUAAUCAAUCUGGUAGCAUGCAAUUAUGUUUUGUCAGAUACCCUAUGUUAAUAUGUUUUGCCAACCUGCACACAGUAAUAUGAUAUAAGGUGAUUUGAGCUACAAGCUCUGAACGUGUUGUCAAAGGAAAAUGGCUGUGAGUAUGAUGAAUUGUGAAGCUCGGAACAACCUCUGGCUAGCCUUCUAUAAAGUAGCAAUCACUACUCAGCUAUAUGCUUUGCAGCUAAUUGGAAAUGUGUUUUUAUGUAAAAAAAAAAAAAAUACUUUAUAGAGACUUAUUUACCAAUGAAUAGAUGGAAUAUUAUAGUAUACAAAUCUAUACACACUAUAAUCUACUUUUGAGGACCUUUAACAUCUUUGGUGGUAUUAGCCUUUCACGGUGAUGGUAACUGUAUGAGCUAUUGUCAGUAUAGUGUGUUGGCUUCUGCAAUUACAAAAUUAAAUCUUUGUUUAGGUUGUGGUCAGAUUCUAUGUAGGUAUAGCCAAGCUCUGACCAACACAGCUAUCGCAUUAUGAUGAGUACUAAUCUUGCAAAGACUCUGUCAGUCCCUGCUCCCUGAAAUUAAAGUUUUCUUGGUUUGUGGGUGUAUGGACAGAUUAAUCAAAAGCGUAACUACAGUAACAAGUGAAUGUAUACCUGUUAAUCGUCGGUGCAAAAGUGUAAAAAUAUGAUCUAAAGCCCUUUGCCUUAUUUUACACUGCCAAUCAAAUGGUGUAUUUCAGGAAGACAUUCUUCAGGUGGUUAUCAUUUCUGGCUGAUGAGUGUCUACUAAUAAAUUGUCUUUAGCAUUUUCAAA